AACCGCGUCACACCUGUGGUCGAAGAAGAAAUUACAAAUACAACAUGGCUUCCUCUGUGGGAAGAAUUUUGUCCCGAUUAUUCGUUAAAUUAUUGGAAAACACGGUUAAAGGCUCCACUUUUUGUACCUUAAAUUUGAUGUCGAGGUGAGAACACAACAAUUGAAGACGUAGUUGACAACAAGCGAGCAAUUUUUUAAAGGGUUUUUUUUUUUUUUUUUUCACGAGCGGUGAGGCAAGGCAAGAAAGGGGCCAUGCUUGUUUUGCUGCUUUUUCCUGGAGGACCUUUUCCUAUCAAACAAAUGACGACGGCGUCGUGAGAGGCGGCAUCUCCCCGCUCCCUCCUCCAGGUGGUGUUGGAGGGGAAGCUAUCCAAAGCCACCCCCCCCCCCUCCUCCUCCUGACUCCCGGCUCCUCCUGACUUGACGCCCGGCGCGUCAAGUUGCCCGCCCGCCCGCACAACUUUUGUCAGUUCCACGGCGACGCGACAGGUACGCCGAGGGGGGCCCCCGGAAGAAGCGGCACCGUUCAGCGUCAGGUUUGGGGUUGUUUUACGACCACACAUCGGGGCCCGAAACAUGACGGAGCAAGGGAAGAAGGUCAUUCUGGUGGUGGUGGAUAUUCUCUGCGUCUUUAUUGCGGCCUUGCCCUCAGCCAUCCUGACGUUGAUGUUCAGCCCCUACCAGAGAGGCAUCGACUGCGACGACAAGAGCAUCGACUACCCCUACAAGAGAGACACCAUCUCUCACGGCGCCAUGGCGGCCGUCACCGUCACCAGUUCCAUCGUCAUCAUCACGAGCGGCGAGGCCUACCUGGUGCACACCAAGCGUCUGCACUCCAACUCCCAGUUCAACCAGUACCUGUCGGCGCUCUACAAGGUGGUGGGCACCUUCCUGUUCGGCGCCGCCGUCAGCCAGUCGCUCACCGACCUGGCCAAGUUCACCAUCGGGCGGCCCCGCCCCAACUUCUUGGCCGUGUGCGCCCCCGCCGGCUGCAGCGGGUACGUGCUGCGCAUCAACUGCACCGGCAGCUUGCGCAACGUCACCGAGUCGAGGUUGUCCUUCUACUCGGGCCACUCGUCGUUCGGGAUGUACUGCAUGCUCUUCCUGUCGCUGUACGUGCAGGCCCGCGUGCAAGGCAAGUGGACCCGGCUGGUGCGGCCCACCAUCCAGUUUUUCCUGGUGGCCUUCUCGCUGUACGUGGGCUACACGCGCGUCUCCGACUACAAGCACCACUGGAGCGACGUGCUGGUGGGACUCCUGCAGGGGGCGCUCAUCGCCGUCCUCACCGUUAAAUACGUGUCGGACUUCUUCAAGCAGCGCGGCGAGCCGGCGCGCACGCGGACGGACGCGGCCGACGGCGAGCGUCUGGAGCGCAAACCGAGCCCGCAGCGCGCCAACCACUACAACUACUCGCCGCCCGUAUGACAUCGCGACACGCAGCCACCGACGCCAUUUCACGUCCGCGACCGCCAGUUGGGACUUAUCUCCAAAAUACGCCAUCGUGUCGAGUGUACAUGCGUUAUAUCAAUAUGUGACAUGAUGCCAUAUUUUUGUUACGGUUUGUUUGGAGCGUUGAUGCUGUGACUUGAUGGGGGGGGGGGUAGAUAGUGUGGAAAAAAUUCAUUUUUAAUUUUUGGGAUGAGACUGUUGCUGCUUUACCACUAAAAUUUUACCUUUUUACAAGCAGGACUGCUCACUGCUUGAGCUAACGCGUUUUUAUUACAGUAUUGUUUUCAUUUUUUUGUUUUUAUCCAUGACAACUGUACCGUAUCGAAUAAAAUUUAUUAUUUUUA
Molecule: messenger RNA, 1793 nt
Organism: Syngnathoides biaculeatus (alligator pipefish)
Lineage: Eukaryota; Metazoa; Chordata; Actinopteri; Syngnathiformes; Syngnathidae
Product: phospholipid phosphatase 2-like
Exons: 6
Coding region: 577-1425 (282 amino acids)
Biological process (GO): phospholipid metabolic process; phospholipid dephosphorylation; signal transduction
Molecular function (GO): phosphatidate phosphatase activity
Source: RefSeq, a predicted model, not a curated record